Messenger RNA from Penicillium longicatenatum, 2826 nucleotides. RefSeq lists its product as uncharacterized. The record is from RefSeq and is a predicted model, not a curated record. Gene Ontology annotation, biological process: DNA-templated transcription; regulation of DNA-templated transcription. Lineage: Eukaryota; Fungi; Ascomycota; Eurotiomycetes; Eurotiales; Aspergillaceae. Bases 1 to 2826 code for a protein of 941 amino acids. Gene Ontology annotation, molecular function: zinc ion binding; DNA binding; DNA-binding transcription factor activity, RNA polymerase II-specific. The transcript has 10 exons.
AUGGACAAUUCCGGUAAAAAAGCCGGUCGACGAUCUCGUGUCGCAUGCAAACCAUGUAAUCAACGCAAAAUACGCUGCGAUGUGACGCAGCUCGGUCCACCCUGCACAAACUGCCAGCACGAGGCGGCUGUAUGCGAGAUUCUUCCGCGCAAAAAGCAUCGACCGCGCGAUAAGACGACGGACGUGGCCACAGACACAGAUGGAGUUUUACCUGACGAUAGUGCCUGCUCCUAUAUUGGGGAUACGCGCGGUCCAAGGCAAUCAGUGUAUGAAUUGUGUCACCCAGGGGUCCCACAGGAAGCCCAUCAAUCGUCACCCGCAAACCUUGAACCUGGCAAGAUCUCAGGGACAGGCACGAAUCUUCGACCACAUGAGAUAGAAUAUAUCAGACACGAAGGAGGGUUUGCGACAAUACCAACGGAUGUCUGUGAUGAGCUCAUCAAAUGUUAUUUUCACCAUGUGCAUUUCUUCCAGCCGGUGAUCGAAGCACCCGCAUUCCUCAAUGAGUAUGUACAGAAUGGAACACGGAAUAUUAGCCCUGUGCUAUUUUGGAGUAUGCUUCUUGCAGCCACCAAUUACGCUGACAUUAAGGUUUUGCAACGGGCGGGAUUUGAAACUCGGAAAUCCAUGAAAAGGGCGAUGUACAGAAGAGCCAAGGCUUUUUACGACGUUGAUCGCAGCAUAGAUAAACUUGUCCUCAUUCGAUCAGUUCUAUUGAUGAGCUUCUGGUAUACAGACGCUCAGGAUCACACAGGGGCGUCACACUGGAUUGGGAUUGCCAUUACGCUGGCCCAAGGAAUCGGCAUACAUCGCUGUGGCAACUCUUCAACACGAAAUAAUCAACUAUCGUCAUCUGAGCUUCAGCGUCUCACCCGUCGUCUUUGGUGGACGUGCGUGGUCCGAGAUCGGUGGGUAUCCCUGGCCAAAGGCCGACCUAUGCGAAUCCAUGAUGAAGAUUGUGAUGCCCUCUUUCCUAGUCCUGAUGAUGUACUGCAUGAAUUGCAGCUCGUUUCAGCGGAGGCCCGGCAGAGAUUCAUCCCUCCAGAUCUGGACUGCCUUGCUGCUAUGUGGGUAAGGCUGGUCAGGACGAGCUUUGUGCUUGGCCGUAUUUUACGUGCUCAUUAUACACUUCAAGCUCCUAAGGCAAGUGUCGAAGAGAUCGAUGGGUUGGCUGCAGAACUGCUCGAAUGCCACCAAAGUGAGCCAACUGUGAUAUACGCUGCAAGCGAUACUGUCCGCAUUCACGAAUACCACCUUCAGGUUUUUUACCAGGCGAGUGUGACCGUGCUCUAUCGGCCAUACGUUCUGAAUUCACCUUCUUCAUUUCCGGAAAGUUCGUCGACCACCUGGCAGAAAAUUGCGCAGAAUCGGGCACGAGAGGCUGCCUCGAUGACAAAUCAGGCCCUUGAAAAGAUGAUCGAGCUAGAUGUUGUCAAAUCGAUCAAGCCCAUGUUCAUCACAUCCUUGAUUCCUGCCAUGCAAAUCCAUCUAUUCGACUGCAAAUCCAACAGUUCACUUCAAGCCAAUCUUGCUAAAAACAGACUCAAUCUCUGUCUGCUAUUUCUAGAGAGUUUGCGCGAUACUUAUUGGAGCGCUGGUGUUAUGUAUCGACUCUUCGAUCGUGCGCAGGCUAUAUUGACCAAUCACAACAACCAUGGAAUCCAAGACUCGAAUACCCCAAAAAGGACUGCUCUGCCCAAUAUACCCAAUCAAGCUAUUGGGCAACAAGAUGGUAAUGGUACUACGACGGAGAUUAUGACCGCCAACCUUGCACCGUUUAUACCGAGUGGUUCUGGCGCUGGUGUCCUUGGGGCGGAAGACAUUACAGGCGGAUUCAAUACUCAUUAUUCUGCAGAUUUCAAUGCUCUUGAGCAGUUACUAAGCCCUGGUGCUUUCCGUCUCAUGGCACCUUCGUACCUCCGUAUACUCCUUGUAGGAGUCACAGCUGUAGCGGCUACCCUGUGUGGAGACAUACCACUUCCGCUAGGACAGUCCUUAGGAGGCGUCUUCAACAUAUCAAUCAUAAGUGAUGGCAUUGAUCGCAGCUUUCUUCUCUCUAUUCCACCAAAGUACCAUCCACACAUUCCAACUCCCGUCAUCCUGUCAUAUCACGGGGGGAGCCGGACAGCCGAAAGUCAGUUGCAGCUGGACCAACUGACUAAUCCUGAGUUCAACACCAGGGACAUCGUUGUGUAUCCCCAGGGAAUAGAUAACAAAUGGCAAGGCGUCCCCGGCGUCACGACCAACGAUAUCAAAUUCACAAGUGACAUCUUGGACCAGAUAACUUCGCAAUAUUGUAUCGAUACCAAUCGCAUCUGGACGACGGGCAAAUCCGACGGUGGUGGCUUUUGCAACCUACUUGCGUGUGACCGCGAGAUGUCUAGUCGUUUCGCUGGUUUUGCUCCCGUCUCCGGUGCAUAUUAUGUCGACACAUUGCCUUGUCUACCAUCGACAGUCCAGAUGCCUUGUAACCCAUCACGAACGAAUAUACCACUACUAGCAUUUCACGGUGGAAACGACACGACUAUUUCGUAUUGGGGCGGCGAACGGAAAGAUGAGUGCCUGCCAAGUAUUCCGCAUUUUAUUCAGCAAUGGGCUGCACGAGAUGAGCUAAGCAGUCGACGAAAGAAAACGCUUGCAGUUGCAUCUGACACCGUCGUUUACUCCUUUGGUCGGGGAUUGGUGGAGUUGGUAUAUGACUCGGUGAUUGGUCAUGACUGGCCCAGUACUGUUGCCAAUUCCGAUAACCAGGAAGCCGGUCACCAUGUGGCUAGUUUCAACGCCACCCCCAUCAUUCUUGACUUCUUUGAUCGGCAUAGUUUGUGA